This is a messenger RNA of Aspergillus affinis, 1623 nucleotides long. RefSeq lists its product as uncharacterized. Bases 1 to 1623 code for a protein of 540 amino acids. Lineage: Eukaryota; Fungi; Ascomycota; Eurotiomycetes; Eurotiales; Aspergillaceae. Gene Ontology annotation, molecular function: heme binding; monooxygenase activity; iron ion binding. The record is from RefSeq and is a predicted model, not a curated record. The transcript is spliced from 11 exons.
AUGCUCUUGUGGCACGCAUUGGUUAUGUUCGAAAUGGCCACGAUGCUGGUGCCUGUCGUCGGGGCCGUUGCCCUUCUGCUGGUGAGCUUGGUGUUGCAGAGUAAGAGAAAGUCCACGAUUGCCAAAUACCCCGAACCCUCGAUCAUCCCUUUCAGUAGCGAGGAAAUCAUCCGGAACCCCCAUGAAUGCUUUAUGCAUGGAUUUAGACAUUAUGGACAAGUGUUUCGGUAUUAUUGCAACGGAAGCUUCCGAUACAUGGUCUCCAAGGAGCUGACCGAACGAGUCUUGACGGAGGAUACAACCUUCAGCUUUGAACUGGGUGUUGCAAAAGCCUUGAAAAUAAACCUCGUCCACUGCUUCCGCGGUGGCACUUUUUACUCAGACAUUGAUGCCCUCGUCACAGAGGUCACAGCCAAGCGUCUAAAAUCAAUCAUUCCCAAGAUAUCCCCUAUCUUCCAACGCAACGCCGCAGAGCUGGUUCGGAUGCAUGGCAAUGAGCCCUUUGAUCCGAUUCCGUAUCUGCAAAAAACAGUCGCCGAGGCCGUCGCUAUUAUCAUCUUCGGAAAUGAGAUCGCCCGGACUUGUAACCCGGAUCUCAUCGUUGAUAUCGCUGAGGGGAUGGCCAAGGCGACGGGCAUGUUCCAGAAUCAGUCACGCUGGGGAGGAAAGUUUCCGACUUUGUAUUCUUUUUAUAAACUCUCUGGAUCACGUAGGACCGAGCUCAUUCUCAUCCAUCUGAUCUGGCGAUUCGGUAGGGAAAUAGGUCCGACGGUAUGGGCUGCGCUGUCGAAGUCAUCCAACAGUCCCAGAGACAGCAAAGAUGCAGAUGAUAUAAAUUCUACCGUCCUCGCUGUCCUCGCCCGCAAACUCGCCUCCAAAACUGGCCACCUCUCCAUCCCGUCCAAGCUCUGGGCCAUCGUCUUAUCCUGGGUGUUCAUAUUUGCAUCGGUGCAUCAAACCGUAGUGAUAAUGACCUACGUCGUCUUUGAACUUGCCCGCCACCCAGAAUGUCAGGAAUCCAUCGUCCUCGCCAACCUUUCGCCCUCCUCGCCCUUGACGAUCGACUCUCUUCGCGAUGCCAUCCACACCGAGUCCUUCAUCCGUGAGGUGCUUCGCAUGAAAGGCGAAGCUAUCACCACCGUGCGCAGCCCGCGCCAUGAUAUAGAGCUCGCAGGGUAUUUUAUUCCAAAGGGAUCCCUUCUCCAUCCCAUGGUCUACCCCUCCAACCGAUCCCCCGAAUACACGACCAACCCAGAUACAUUUGACGGCAUGCGCUGGACACAAAGCCGUAAGUUGGCGACGACGACCGGGCCAGGACAUUUGUCUUUCGGACUGGGUCGGUGGGCUUGCCCGGGGAGGUUUUUGGCUGUUGCGGGUGAGUUCUCUCUCUCUCUCUCUGAAUUACGGACUACGGAUAAUGCCACCAAACUCACACAAAACCCAUACUUAGAAAUCAAACUCGUCAUCUUGACUCUUUUGGCGCAGGCGGACCUCGAACUGGUCGAUGGGGAGUUUGCAUUAGCGGAUAAGUUGAAUAUCGUGGGGACGCCGCCACGGGGGAGAGUGGUGAUGAAGAGAAGAAUCAGAACAGGAACAAGAACAAGCGAAGUGGGCAUGGACUGA